GUUUCAUGCGAGACGUUUUUCGAUUUACAUAAUAGUAAAAGAAUAAGAAAUAUCGAAAAGAUGAAAAAACAAAUUGGCCUUGUCAGUCGCGGGUAAAAUCAGUGCGACUCACAAUAUCGAAAAAAGUCUCGCGUUAAGUAUUUAGUGUAAAAGAGAAUAUAUAAUGUUAGGUCUGUUUAAGUACUAAACAAACAACAAAUUUCAGCCCACAGUAAAAGCAGAAUAUCUACUCAAACAGAAAAUCUACCUCCAAAAGACAGCGGGUAAUAAUAAAUAUCCUGAGAAAAAUUGUUUCAUGUGUAGACGGGGUGUAAUGCAAAAAAACCGCGUUUUAUUUGAUCACAUUGAAAGCGUUGCUUUGCGUUGCAUUUAUGUUCGCUAUAUCAGUGUUACCUCUGUUAAGAAAAAAGUGUUAAAAUCAAACAGAAACUUAACAUUCGUGGAAAUAAUGAAUUAUUGAAUCCAAGUAAUUGUUUAAGUGACAAAAUGUUGCUAAGUAAACGGUAUUUAAAAAAAAAAAAAACAAUUCAUUUCGAUAAAACAUGUUCGUAAGUAUAAUGUUUGUUCGAAGUCCACUUUAAAUUAUAGAUAUAACUACAUUGGCCACUUUUUGCAAAAAGUGCAAAAGUAAAAAUAUUUUUCUCUUACUAGCUCCACCCACCGUUUUUUCGCGUGCAAAAAGUGCAUAAAUUGCUUUAAAACUUAAAAUGAAAGGUUUUCAACACAUUUUUUAAGUUUUAAUAAGUUUCAUUAAAAUAAAUAUACAUAUAUUAAUUCCAAAGGUAUAUUUUAAGAAAAGUUUCAUUACAUUUUAAAAAUUUCUACACGGCAACACUUUUUUUCAAACUCAUCGGUCAUCGCAUCAAUUCUAUCGCACAUGCGCAGUAAGUGUGUGUGUCGAACGAAAACGGUAAAAUUGUUGCGUUGAGUUUUCAGUCUGGCUGGUUCUUGGAUAAAGUAAGGAAGCAAAAGCAAGUUAGUUCGUGUUGGAUACAUUUUGAUAUAAAGGUGGUGAGUACCUAUUUUAUUAUUUAAAGUUUGCAUAGUUAUUAUUUGUGUUUUUAUGAUCAAUAUAAGCAUAAUUACUGUCUAAAAACAUAAUUUUCUUAUGAUUACAGCCAAAGAUCAAUUUUAAAUCGAAGUCCACAUUAAAUUAAAUAUAUAUUAAUUCCAAAGGCUGGCUCUGGGAUAAAUUAAGGAAGCAAAAGCAAAUAACUUUGUAUUGGAUACAUUUUGAUUGUUGAGAAAAUGAUUCUUUUCAUUACUGCUGUAUAUAAAGGGUUAUCAUCAAUAAUAAAAGUCCAAGGACAAUCUAGUUUAUUAACAUACUUAGAGUUGGCCAAAGCUGUCAAAGAUCAAUUUAAAAUCAUCGGAAAUAUUAAAUUUUACGAUGCAAAAGCUAACGUUUUUAUUUGUGAUGAGGACGUAGUUGAGUAUGCAAUCCAGUUUAAAUCUUCUCCAGGCUGGACCUUAGGAGUGCUAGACGAUGGCGUUCUUGAAAUUCCAGGUUCCCAAGGAAGUUCCCUAUCAAUACGUGACAGUGAUACUACUGUAGCAAAUUCAUCUUCUAUAAGUGACAUUAGUGUAACACCAUCGCCACCACCGAAACAUCCUUCAGAAAUAAUACUUCAAGAAUAAGUGACGUGCAAGAAUACGUUAUAACUAAAAUCAAUGCUCAGGUUCCCAAGGAAGUUCCCUAUUAAUACGUGACAGUGAUACGAGUGCAGAAAAUUAAAGACUCUUAAGGAACCCGGCAUCGAGAAUAUACAAAUAAUUCCUAAAAAUAUAACAUCCUCCAGUAACAAUACAACUCCUCAAGAAGAAACAUCCUUCAGAAAUAAUACUUCAAGAAUAAGUGACGUGCAAGAAUACGUUAUAACUAAAAUCAAUGCUCAGGUAAAAACAUUGAAAUAACUAACUGAAUUUUUCAUUUUACAAAAUA
Messenger RNA from Episyrphus balteatus (marmalade hoverfly), 1942 nucleotides. RefSeq lists its product as uncharacterized. Lineage: Eukaryota; Metazoa; Arthropoda; Insecta; Diptera; Syrphidae. Bases 1249 to 1638 code for a protein of 129 amino acids. The record is from RefSeq and is a predicted model, not a curated record. The transcript is spliced from 4 exons.